ACACAAUAACAUUUAAGUAAUCGUGUAAAUAUAUAUUUAAUAAUUAUUUGUGGCCUAUGUUUUUUUUUUUUUUUGCAGAAGGACACAGUUUUGAAGAAGCGUUCGUCGCAAUGGUGACGUCAUGUAAAUGCGCCGGAAAUGUUCAUGUUUGUCUCUCGAUAUACAUCCAAAUACGACAUUAGCAACGCGUCUUUUCGUGUAAUCGCUGGAAGACAUUAUCAACAAUGUUGAAAGAGUUGGUGAAGGAGCGACUGAUGGCGGCAGCUGAUGAAAUAUUCGCGCUGUUUGAAAAAACCGUAGCGUCGUACGAGAAGGAACUUUCUCGAACAAGAGAGAAGGAACGACAACAACUGGAAGCUGUUAGGGAGACUCAAACGGUGCUAGGCAUUAAAGACUUCCAGCAGCCGAUUCGUCAUCAAGAAAUAAGCCCCCCGCUGCCACGGCCCCCCCACAUUAAAGAGGAAAAACAGGUACUGUGGAUCACUCAGGAAGGGGAGUGUUUUCUCGGGCCGAACCAGGUUGAUCUCACCAAGCUGCCACUGACUGGUGUCUCUGUGAAAAAUGAGGAUCAAGGCGAACCACCCGAGUCCUCAGAGCUUCAUCACAGUCUGAGGGACGAGAACAGAUGGGCGGAGUCUUCAAGCAGCGACAAUUCACAGCACAUGACAACUGAAGCUGCUCGAGGACCACAAGCAGACAACCUCUUAGCUCCACUAUCCGAUAGUGACGACACAACGUCACACUAUCCUGAGGAUGAAGACUGGGACAACACCCAAGAACUGUUGAGCGACGAUACACCCUGCAAAGGUGAUAUAAGGACUCCCAUUAACAAAAAACACUCUGAAUGCUCUAAGGACAAGAUCUGUUUCACUUGCUCUGUUUGUUCCGAAACCUUUUCUCAAAAGAGGGACUUAAAUCGACACAUAAAAACACACACCACAGAAAACCCUUUUUCUUGCUCAUUUUGUGGCCAUACGUUUCCUUUCAGGUCUACUUUUAAGCGACACAUGAGAACACACACCGGAGAAAAACCCUUUUCUUGUUCAAUUUGUGGUAAAAGAUUCCCUCAAAAGUCCAAUUUUAUAACACACAUGAGGCAACACACUGGGGAAAAGCCUUUUAGUUGUUCAGUUUGUGGCAAAAGAUUCUCUCAAAAGUCCAAUUUCAUAACACACACGAGGCAACACACUGGGGAAAAGCCGUUUAGUUGUUCAGUCUGUGGUAAAAGAUUCUCACAAAAGUCACCCAUGGUAUUACACAUGAAAACACACUCGGGAAAACUGUAUCCCUGUUCAUUUUGUGGUAAAAGGUAUUAUUAUAAGACAAGCUUGAAUGUACACAUGCGUAUGCACAAUGGAGAAUAGAACAGACCUUCCUGGGUUUUGCCGUGUCGCGACUUCGCCGAUUCACGCAAUUUCCACCAACCUUUGUAAAUAAAGUGCGGCAUUGCAACCAUCAUCUUCAUUUUUGCCGAUCAAAACUGUCCCUAGUAAGGCUAGACCAGGGGUGUCAAACUCAUUUUAGACCAGGGGCCACAUGGAGAAAAAUCUACUCUCAAAUGGGACCGGAAUGGUAAAAUCACGGCACGAUAGCUUAAAAAUAAAGACAACUUCAGAUUGUUUUCCUUGUUUAAAAAUAGAACAAGCACAUUCUGAAAUUGUACAAAUCAUAAUGUUGUUGAGUUUGUUUUUUUUACAAUUAGCUGUUGCGGUUAAUGGUAAAUGUACUUUAUUUGUCGUUCUUUAUAUUUUCUGAAUAAAUUAUGUGAUGAUGUUCAUCAGUCAACUCAUUGGUGCAUUUUUUUUUAAAUGUAACUUGCAUAUUUAAGUGUCAGAAGAAAAAAAUCGUAAAAUUUAAAAUAUAUUUUUAAGACAUCUCUGCGAUCUAGCUGCACAUACUGUUUGUCUGGUAAGAGCAUAUGUAGUGUAUCAUUCCGGCAACUCAGAGGGAGGGUCCGGUGCGGAGCUAAUUAGAUGUUGCAAAUGUUUCAGCAUGAAGGAGAAAUUAAUGUUUGGGCGCACUUUGAAUUCUAAAAAAUCCCUGUGGCUUGUGCAGCCCUUUGAGACAUUCGUGAUUUAGGGCUAUAUAAAUAAACUUUGAUUGAUUGAUUGAGUAAAAAGGUGCUAAACGUCAAUGCAGUUAUGUUACGAUCAACGCACUGAUGGCGCGAAAACAUGUCUGUGUUUUUGUUUUUGUGUGUGCACGGAUGAGAUUAUUUGGCAAGCACCGUUUUGUCCUACUAAUUUCAGCGAUCCUUGAACUCAUCGUAGUUUGUUUAUAUGUACAACUUUCUCCGAUGCUGCCACAGAAAGACGUGUUUUACGCCACUCCGUCUUUUUCUCAUUUUGUCCACCAAACGUUUUAUGCUGUGCGUGAAUGCACAAAGCUGAGCUUUGUUGAUUUUAUUGAAUUGCUGGAGUGCUUACCAGGCAUAUUUUGUCAAUCCAUGACUGCAAGCUAAUCGGUGCUAACAUGCUAAAUAGGCUAGCUGUAUGUACAUAUUGCAUCAUUAUGCCUCGUUUGUAGGUAUAUUUGAGCUCGUUUAGUUUCCUUUACUCACGUCCUCUGUGUAUUUACUUUAUAUUUGCAUGUCUCAUGACACAUUAUCUGUAUGUAAUAUUGGCUGCAUUUCUGAUAGUUGUUUGUGUGCCACGUUGUUCCAGACCACAGCAAACGUUACCCAACACGCAAAGAUUGUAAUAAAUCCAUUAGAAGAAGACAGGUUAUUUUUUUGUAUCUUUGGUCCAAUAUGGCUCUCAACAUAUUGGGUUGCCGACCCCUGGUGUAACCUAUCGGAGAUUCCCCAAAAAAUGAAGCUUAGUUGCUAAACGUCAUUGUUGUUGUACUUCAAUACUGUAUAAUGUUCACUUAAUUUUGGUGUCAAAUUUAUGUGCAGACUGAAAUCAUUUUGAUCGUGUGUGGACAAAAAAUGUACAAUUUAUAGGAUUACAACGUCAAACUGGGAUAGAGUUUAUUAUUUCAAAUAAACCGUAUAGGACUGG
Entelurus aequoreus (snake pipefish) is the source of this 3002-nucleotide messenger RNA. RefSeq names its product zinc finger protein OZF-like. Lineage: Eukaryota; Metazoa; Chordata; Actinopteri; Syngnathiformes; Syngnathidae. Gene Ontology annotation, biological process: regulation of transcription by RNA polymerase II. Bases 225 to 1364 code for a protein of 379 amino acids. Gene Ontology annotation, molecular function: RNA polymerase II cis-regulatory region sequence-specific DNA binding; DNA-binding transcription factor activity. The record is from RefSeq and is a predicted model, not a curated record. The transcript is spliced from 2 exons.